Schistosoma bovis is the source of this 1413-nucleotide messenger RNA. The record is from the annotation of a GenBank genome assembly. Lineage: Eukaryota; Metazoa; Platyhelminthes; Trematoda; Strigeidida; Schistosomatidae.
AUGAACAAAGAAAAUGAAAACUUGAAGAAAUUUGAAUUUCAUGAUGGUGAUGGUUAUGACAAAAACAUGUAUAACUGUUCAAAUCUGGAAACUUUAUUUCAAAAUAAAGAAGAACUAAAAUCAAUUAUUAUGAAACUAGUUCGUUCUGGUGAUAUUUCCAAAUUAAAAAUGUUAUUUCAAUUAGUCAGUGCAAAUGAUUCUUCUUGUACGAAUCAAUGGUGUUCAAGUAAACUUGCGGAGAUUAAAGAUAAUAAACAGCGUAAUUUAAUACAUAUUGCUUGUAAAUAUGGGCAUAAAGAAAUGAUUGUGUAUCUUGUUCACAAUUUACAUUUAUCAGUUACAAAAGUUGAUCAAUCUGGAAAUAAUCCUGGACAUAUUCUACUAAUCCAUGCCCUUAAAUCAAUUAAAGGAAGUUAUAGAAAGAAAAGACGACGGAGUUCCAAAUGUACCAUAAGGAAUUAUAUUGAUUGUUGUGAAUUAUUAAAAAUUGUUUUACAUAAACACUCGAAUCUUCUCACUAUCUCAAAUAAACGAGGACUAAAAGUGAUCGAUUUAUUGCAGGAAUUAUGGAAUUAUUCAUCAAAAACGGAACGAGAAAUCGGUGAUAAUAUUUUAAAAUGUAUUUUAUCCGAUGAUAACAGCAACAGUAAUACUUCGAAUAUCCACAAUAAUAAUCAUACAGCUUCGUCGUCGUCCUCAUCACCAUCACGCCUAUUCAAAAAAACAGAUUAUAAUGAUAAAAUGUGUUCAUUUUUAUCAGAUUCAGAUGAGGCAAACAAUUCAUCAAAUGAAUGGGAAGAUUAUUUCUCAGGUUAUUCUGAUAAACCAUACAAAUCCCAUUUGGAUAGUAUCAGAGAGGAAUUUGAAUACCGUAAUCGAACUACAGGUGUACCUCAUAAACCACCAAAAUGCCAGCAAUCGGAAAAAAAAGAAAGUAAAUACUCCGAAUUCUAUGGAAAUUUUGAAGCGGCUGAAGAAUUAUCGGCUGCGAGAUUGUUAAAACAUAAUUCAAGGCAGCAUUUUGUCGAAAACUCUUAUGAAACUUACCUAAAGAAAUGGAAACAGUUUUUAAACUCAGAUCAAAGUACUCUUCUAAAUUACAAAGAUAUACCAUGGCCCCCCUUCUGUACAGUAAACCAAAUAAAUUCAUCAGAAUCAACGCACAUUGAGAGUAUUUUGGAAUUCGUUCAAUAUUCUAGUCAGUCAUUACGUCAAUUGCAAGUUGAUUGGCAUCCAGAUAAAUUUUCUGGACGUUUUGGAACACGUUUUAAAUCAGAGUCUGUAAAAAUAAAUGUUAUGAAACGUGUUGUAAGUAUAUCUCAACUUUUAAAUAAAGCUACUGAUUAUUUACGCAAAAAAGAUGAAGCUAAAUAAUCAAGAAAAAUGUCAUCGUUUGUUGUGAUUUAAUUUAUU